Fusarium pseudograminearum CS3096 is the source of this 1251-nucleotide messenger RNA. RefSeq lists its product as uncharacterized. The transcript has 2 exons. Lineage: Eukaryota; Fungi; Ascomycota; Sordariomycetes; Hypocreales; Nectriaceae. The record is from RefSeq and is a predicted model, not a curated record. The coding region runs from base 1 to 1251 and encodes 416 amino acids. Gene Ontology annotation, molecular function: protein binding.
AUGUCCCGACAAUACCCCAUCACGUCCUUUCAAGGACUUCCUCACGAUAUCUAUUUCGAAAUCUCAAAGUUUAUUGGUGUUAGAGAUUGUCUUAGACUAGCAGCAACAACUCGGGACUUGCACGAAGUCUUCAAUCCAAAGACAAUCCUAAGACGUGAACAAGUCCUCGAAUUUGUCACUGAGCGCGAUGAGAAUCUACGCUGGAUAGGACACGACCUCUAUGCUUGCACCAACUGCCUGCAAUUUCUACCAAAGAGGAAAUUCGUAGAUUCGGAGUGGUUUUACGUUCUAAGCCUGGCACCACGGUUUUGUCUUGACUGCACUGGCGCUUUGAGGUUACGACCUCACUUGGAGCUGGCUUUCUGCGCAGACAGCAUAUUGGAAUAUUACUUCUGCAAUAACUGUGGAGGUUAUGGCACGGAAUCUGCUAGGUGUUACGGAGAACGAAUCUAUUCCGACACAACAGAAGCUGAAGCUGCAAUGGCCAGGACGCUUUGUAUACAACCUCGGCGCCAACCACAGGGGAUCGAGAAACUUCCCACGCACAUUUUGGCAACGAUAGCGUCGUUCCUCGACUUUAAGGAUGUGCUGAACCUUACUCGAGCCAGCACCAAGUUAAACGACGUCGUCAAGCCAAAGGAAUGGGUCCCGCUGCAUAAGCGAUAUGCAUUCGUUGCAUACACAUGGUUCAGGCGAGUCCAGGACUUGCCAUUCGACGAAGUCCCAGUGUUCCCCUGUUUGAUAUGCUGCAAGAUUUAUUUCAGGUUUAGGUUUUCGGAAACAUCCCUUGAAAGGAUUGAAAACCACCCCGAAAAACUUUGGAAAACUUAUUGCGACCACUGUCGAGAGCUGGGAAGCGAGAAAUGGAAUAUUGUUUCAAUAGAACAGCGACGAAGAGAACUGUGCCAGGCAUGCGGAUGUGUCAAGUAUAAACGAAAAACAUGCGAACAUUGCCGGGAGCUUUACAUUGAAGGAGCCAUUGAUCGGAAGACAGUUUACCCACCGGCGGUUGAGAUUGAAGAGAUCUUGCCCUCGCUGGAAGAUCUAUUCACCACGACAUGCCGGAAGGAGAGUAAGGAGGUGGAGAGGCCAAGGCAAGAUAUGUCAAUGCAAGAGAGGCCAAGGGAAGUGAGGUCGAUGCAAGCGAGGUCGAGGCAAGAGAGUCAAUGGCAAGGGAGGCCAUGGCAGCAGAGAGCAGAGCAGGAGAUACAGAUACACAUAUUCGCAGGUUCUGAGGUGUAUUGUAUAUAG